AUGUCAGAUAUAUUUGGUCAAGAUUUUAUGCACGAAUUGAAAAUUAGCAAACCAGCUCAAUUUGAAGAAUUGAUGAGUUUGUGGGAGAAGAAGAAAGUUAGCAUUGAAAACAUCUCUACUCAACAGUUUAUUCAAAUUGAUGGCCUUCUUAAAGAAUUCUUUACCACUCAUGCAGAUUUGACCAAUCAACUAGUCAAGACUCAUUUCAGACUUGGAAGAAUCAUUCUUACCACCAAUUGUCUAGAUAAAAUAUUCGAAGGCGUUCUCACUGAAAUUGAAAGUCAUGUCCAAAAAGAACUAAUUCAAAUGAGAGAUAAUUUUAACGAUUCCAGUAGGGAGUUCAACUAUAUAUUUGUAGUGGGUGGUUUUGGUGAAUCAAAGGUACUACAAAGUAGACUAACUCAAAAGUUCCAAAGUCCAAUUUGUAAAGUUGUGGUUCCUCCAAGCCCUGGUGGAGCUAUUGUAAAGGGAGCUGUCAUGCUUGGAAGAGAUCCAUCCUUAAUCGUUACCAGAAGAAUGAGAAGAAGUUAUGGAGUGACCUCUUACAAGAAAUUCAUUCCCAAUGUUCAUGAUGAAAAGAAAAAGAUUAAACUCAAAGGAAGAAAUGAGCCAUAUUGUAAAGAUUGCUUUGACAUUUAUGUUGAUGUGAAUGAUGAAGUUAGAUAUGAUCAGGUUGUUGUGAGAGAAUAUGGUGUAACCAGUGAGAGUCAAGAAUCAAUGAUUUUGGAAUUGUACCUGUCACCAAUUCCAAACACAAGAUUUGUCACUGAAAGUUUCGUAAAGAAAUGUGGUGAGAUUCUUAUUGACAUGAAGGGAACAAGAGGCAUGGACAGAAUUGUUCAAGUUGAAAUGUUCUUUGGUAAAAGUGCUAUUGAAAUACAUGCCAUUGACUUGACUUCUAAAAAGAGUUUUAAGGCAUCAGUUGACUUUGAAAGACAUUUGAUUAAUAAUGCACCUCCACCUGGUCCACAAAUUUCUUCAGAAGUUUUUCACUUUAUCUUUGUCAAUGACAAGUCAGGAUCAAUGGGAGGAUCAGAUGCAAGACCAACUUCCUCAAAGUACAGUAAUGACAGACUUGGAGCAUUAUUCGAAUCUUGUGAAAAGUUCUUAGAGGUUAGAGAUGGAUCAAGUGAUCUUGUUUCUUGUAUCAUGUAUGAUCAUUCUGCAUAUAAUUGCUUCACUACAAAUCCUCUUUCCACAAGUUUAGUCAGCACCAUGUCAUCCUACGUUGCUGGUGGUGGAACAAGCUUUACCAAUGCCAUGCAAUCAGUUUCGUCUUUAAUUUCGUCUACUUAUCCAAACCAUCAAUCAUACAAAAUUGUUGUCUUAUUCAUGUCUGAUGGUGAAGAUUCAGCAGAUGAGGCCGUUAGUAUUACUGGUCAACUAGUUUCAUCUCAUGAUAUUAUUCUUCAUACAAUUCAACUUGGUGGAUCAUCAGAUAAUACUGGUCUCAGACAAAUGGCAGCUACAGGAAGAGGUCAAUUCAAGAGAGCAAACGAUUCUGCUAGUUUAGCUGGAAUCUAUCAAGAAAUUGCUAAUCACCCAGUUGCAAACUAAUUUCGUCUACUUUCUUUUGUAAUAAAAAAUCAACUACAAGUUGUUUCUCC
Messenger RNA from Naegleria gruberi, 1607 nucleotides. RefSeq lists its product as uncharacterized. The transcript has a single exon. The record is from RefSeq and is a predicted model, not a curated record. Bases 1 to 1557 code for a protein of 518 amino acids. NCBI's taxonomy places the organism in Eukaryota, Heterolobosea, Eutetramitea, Acrasida, Naegleriidae.